Xyrichtys novacula (pearly razorfish) is the source of this 4918-nucleotide messenger RNA. The record is from the annotation of a GenBank genome assembly. Lineage: Eukaryota; Metazoa; Chordata; Actinopteri; Labriformes; Labridae.
AUGACUUGGUUUCCUGUUGACAACCUGCUGUGCAGGGUUCUGGCCAUUACCAUCACUCUGUGGUUGACUCUUCUGUUAGUUUUCACAAUUGUCCCUGCUGUCCUUGGAGUCUCUCUUGGAGUACGCAGACUCUACAUAAAGACACUUCUCAAGAUCUUUGAGGUGAGAUUGAUGUCUAGUCUAUAACAUGUAAAGGACAAAAUGAUUCUUCUCACGUGCUAUUUUUUAAAAGAGGCUUUUUCUGUGUAUAGCAUCAAAGGUCUUUUGUGUAAACUGUGUUUGUUGUUGUUGUGCUAAUCUCAUUAAACUUUUUUUUGUAGGAUAGAAUCCCUGGUUUCCCUCAGCUCAGAGGGAUUGUUGGAGUCACAUGGGCUGUUACUGUUUCACUUUCUUCAGGGACUCAGAUUUUUGUAACAGACCCCUGGGAGGAACAAAGCUUUUAGCCAGGGGGACGACCAUCUGAGGUGGUGUAGAUACCGCAGAGAGCUAAGACUCCUGGGAUGAAGUCAGAGGAUUUUGUAAAACAGAGAUUACAAGGCAAGGCAAUGCUCCUUACAGGCUCAGCCCCUGUGGGCCUGCAGACUUUGUUGCUUCUGCACUCAGGAUAGUGAGAGUCACCAGAGAGCAGAAAAAUUGUGAAUGUCGUUCAUGGGAUGAAGUUCUGCUGUUAAAGGGAGAUUACAAAAUGCUUUUACUGUAUAACAAAGUUGAUGUGUGGACAGUGGCGCCAUCUGUUGGUGUAAGAGAUUUAGUUUUGAAGUCUUGGGUUUGGUAUUUGUCUUUUUUUAGAGUGACUGUAUUUUGACAACAGGGUGAAACACAUUGUUAUACCUCCUUCCCUAAUUACAUGCCUGCCAAUCAGAAGUUACCUUGCAGUAUUUGAAGGUCAAAUUACCUAUUUAGAACUUUAAAAUAUCUGAUUAGGUAACUAAUCAACAGAAAACAAGGUUUAAGAUAUGAUUUGAAAAUUCAUAAAUUGGCUCCUCUUUUGCCACACACCAGAUGCUAACAAUUUUGGAAAAGAAAUAGACUUGAGUCCUUCUGAUUUUGGCCUCCGCACUUUUGGCUUCAUUUUAAAACCAUGAGGCCAUGUCCACUAUUAGUCAGCAGCUAUAGUUCUCCUUGUGUUUGUAAGAAAUUUGAAGGCCUUUUCCUACCCUUUGUGUUAAUACUCAGUAGCCUAUGCUGUCUUGAACACUGGUCAAAGAAUGAAGUUUCCCUGACUGCCAUGGUGCUGGUCUUUAGGGGGAUAAAGGAGGGAGUAUAUGAUCAUCAUCAUCAAACCUUUAUCAUGCAGACACCCUGAGACUGGACCACAGUGGUUUCAAUUUUACUGCAUUAGAGCCGACUUUUGGGAAAAAAUGAUAUGGACUGCAAGCUUUAGUCCUUUGAGAAUAUGAUGUCUAAUUCUUCACCUUGCUCAUAUCACAGUUUAUGCUUUUCAUAUUAUUCUUGAGUCUUUAACUUUGGUUUAAGUCUGUAGGACCAAAGCUGCUGUAUGAAAUAUUUCAGUAAACAAAGAACACUUACUUCUCCAUGUGUCUAAUCUAGUUAUAUUCCCUUUAAUCAGUGGGCAACCUCACGUAUGGAGAUGGGGGCGAAGGAAAAGAAUCAGGAGCUCUAUAAACCAUACAGCAAUGGUAAAAGCACAAUGCAUCAAUUACAAGACAUAUGAUACUUGUUUUAGUCACCAUAAAUUCAAGUGCUUUCUUAUUUUGCAGGAAUCAUAGCCAAAGAACCUCCAUCCUCUUUGCAGCAGGAGAUUCGGGAGCUCCGGGGCUCCUGCUGUCUGCGCUCUGAGCCAGAGUUUGAAAUGGGGGAUAUUUUUUACUUCUGCCGGAGGGGCAUGGAGAGCAUUGUGGAUGACGAGGUCACCAAACGCUUCUCAGCACAGGAACUGGAGAGCUGGAAUUUGCUGACACGAAGUAACUACAACUUCCGCCAUAUAAGUGUGAGACUCACUGUUGUGUGGGGACUUGGAGUCCUGAUCCGCUACGGCGUCCUGCUGCCUCUAAGGUCAGUGUAGAACACAGGAGGGUUAUGGAAUAGAAGCAGCAAAUUCAUAUCACAGUACACAAUGAGGUACACAACACAAUGUGACAUAGUGUUGACUGCUGGUUCAUCCUGUUUCUAAUCAUUUUUAUUGUUUUAUGAAAGUAUUAAACACCAACUGAUAUAUCCCUACAACAAUAUGUAAAGCACUCUGAACAAGCAAUUUGCCUCCAAGGAGCAAAAUGGAGAAAGAAACCAAGAAAUUAUGAGAGCAAAAUAACAGAUAAAUAGAUCAAUUUAAACAGAGGGGUUCAUCUAAAUCCAUACUUUCAGUCAGGAGAGAUGAGGUGCAUGGUAAAUUGGAUAACAAAAUUAAACAUACAGUGUCAACAGCAACUGAACUUUAGUGGGAUGGAAGCACAGAUUUUCUUAAUUGAUUAUUUAUUGAUUAUUAUGUUUUGAGUCAACUACUUGUUCAUUUUCGCAGGGUCACGCUGGCAGUCACUGGUAUCAGCUUGCUUCUGGUUUUGACCACUCUGGUGGGCGUCUUACCAAGUAAAGAGUAAGUUUUCACAAGAGUUUAGAUCUGCCAUAAAAAGUUGGAGAAGUAGACAGUAGACUGACAUGGUGUUAUACAUGACUUUGGGUCAAUCAGGAUCAAAAUAAUCCAGGAAUUCUUCAGUGUAUUUUGAAAUGGUUGUCUUUGUGGAGUGAAUAAAUAAUUUGACUUUUUUUUUUUUUUUUUUUGCUGCAUAUCAUCAGGUUGAGGUCCUUCCUGAGUGAAAAGAUUCACAUGUUGUGUUACCGCAUCUGUGUUCGGGCUCUCACAGCCAUCAUCACUUAUCAUAACAGGUACUACUCAAUUCCUGCUACAUUUACACUUUUAAAAAAGCUAUAUCCGUGCUGAUGCGCAAAGUAUACUCAAAAUACAGCGUGUGACUGUCACGUUGCUAUUGUUAUGUGGUAAUUUAUCUAAAAUCAAAGCAAAUUUGUGAGAAGUUAAUGGAUUACAAAGUGUAAACAAGAUGUUUGUUUGUGUCUUCAAUCUCAGGCAGAACAAACCAAAGAAUGGCGGCAUCUGUGUGGCAAAUCACACAACACCCAUUGACGUCAUCAUCCUUGCCAACGAUGGCUGCUACUCCAUGGUAGAGAAGUUUUUUUGUAUCUCUCUGUCAGUGUUUUUCUUCUGAGAAGAUUAUAUGACAUUUGUAAUAAUCUCUCUUUUUUUAAACAGAUUAUUGAAAAUGAAUUUGAGAUGUUUCCCUCGUCUCUCUUAGGUUGGCCAGGUCCAUGGAGGUUUAUUGGGAAUGAUCCAGCGAGCCAUGGUCAAAUCCUCUCCUCACAUCUGGUUUGAAAGAUCAGAAGUAAAAGACAGACACCUAGUGGCCAAAAGGUGACACUGCAAGUCCUCCAGGUCCAGUUACAGUCAGUCGUGAUUCAGAUUAACUGAAAAAGGUGUAAAAAGCUAAUCUUAUAGAGUUUUUAUUAGGCUGGCCAUUAGAAGAUGUUAAAAUUGGCAGAAUAAACCAAAUUUCAUAAAUUUUAUAUUCGAUUUAGUGAUAUUUUGACUAGACUUUAGUUGUCGAGUUUACUGAUAUAGUUUUUGUGAAUGUUAAAAUUGAAAUAGUGAAGGCAAGGUUCGAGAAUCAUUGGACUUAAAGUCUAGAAGUUAGGCUUGUUGCACUAGUAUAAAACAAAUUAACAUGUUGAUCACUUUUACUGAUUCCAGGCUGAGCGAUCAUGUCGCUGAUAAAACCAAACAGCCCAUUCUGAUUUUCCCUGAGGGUGUGUAUGACACAUCUUUCUCUUAAACAUGUCCAAAGGCCAUAAUGUUGGUUAUUUCGGUAUUAGAAGGAGCUUCACACUCUGUCUUCUACAGGUACUUGUAUCAACAACACAUCAGUGAUGAUGUUUAAGAAGGGAAGCUUCGAAAUUGGCUGCACUGUCUAUCCAGUUGCCAUAAAGGUAUAACUUCUUAUUGUCUCUUUCACGUUUUCUUCUUACUGUGAUGUUAAAUCUUCCUAAUACACCUUAUUUCCGUCCUGCAGUAUGACCCUCGGUUUGGGGAUGCUUUCUGGAACAGCAGUAAGUUCGGUUUGGUGAAUUACCUACUGAGUAUGAUGAGCAGCUGGGCCAUUGUGUGCAGCGUUUGGUACCUGCCGCCUAUGAACAGAGAGGUAAUGCACUUACUUAACUUCAAUCCACUUGUUUUUGUUAUUAAGUUAUCAGAGUACUUUUCCUCUCCUUUUUGUCUUAGCCUGCUUUUUAUUGUUAUUAUGUAGGAGGGGGAAGAUGCGGUGCAGUUUGCCAACAGGGUGAAAGCAGCCAUAGCCACACAAGGGGGACUGGUAGAUCUUAUUUGGUGAGUCAUUGCACAAUGGUCCGUCUUGUAGUUUACAUCUAAAUUAAAUCAUAGAAGUUGGGAGGUGGUUCAUCAUAACAGACAGUAGGUGGUGCUAGUUUUACAUUUUGGUUCUAUAACCCUGGAUUGUUGAGAAGGAGGGCAAUACAAUGAGAUGGAAUUUCCCAGGAUUUUAGGAAGGUCACAGCCUUGUACUUGCUCCACACAGAUAUAAACAUUUUGGUUCAGAGGAACGGGUGCUUCUGUGGAAGUCACAGGUAGAUAUAGUUGUAAACUGAGAUUCUUAAACUAAAAAAUAAAACUGAAAACAGCAUGGGAGACACUCUGAGCCGGCAUUUUGGUCUGUGUGGUUCACUUUCCCUUAUUUUCCCCUCUUGUAGGGACGGAGGGCUGAAACGAGCAAGAGUGAAAGAUGCCUUCAAAGAGGAGCAGCAGAAACUUUACAGUAAAGUUCUUGUAGGUGAGCAAGAACUGAGGGACCAAAGUGAGGACAAACAUUUAGAAGAGGAAAAUCCUGAGGAAAUAAGCGACCAAAACUCUUCAAAAACACAAGGACAACAGUAA